AUGAUUAGUCACGGCGGCCCGACAUCAUACCUUGGCCCAGGCCUCAAACCACGAGUCCAAUACUUUACCUCGAGAGGCUAUGCCGUUCUGGCCUUCAACUACAACGGCUCGUGCGCUCAUGGAAGGGCAUACCGCAACGCCCUCUGGGGAAACUGGGGGCUGGUGGAUUCAGACGAUGCUGCCGAGUUCGCAAAUCAUCUCACAGAAACUGGACAAGUAAAAGCAGGGGGAGUUGGAAUAACUGGUGUCAGUGCAGGAGGGUACAAUACCCUACGAAGCUUAACUCGUCAUGCAAAUACUUUUGCUGGCGGGGUUUGUCUCUCGGGUGUAAGUGAUAUCAAGCGUCUUGAUGACUCGACGCACAAGCUGGAAUCCGACUACACGGACCAUUUGGUCUUGGCAUCAGGUGCAGAUAAGAGCGAAAAGGACAAGAUAUGCCAUGAGAGAAGUCCAUUGUUUGAAGCCCACAAGAUCACGGCUCCACUACUGCUUCUGCAUGGUGGUGCGGACAAGAUUACGCCACUGGACCAGGCGCUGGAGAUGUCUAGUGCUAUCAAGAAGGCAGGUGGUGAAGUUGAACUUAUAGUUGUGGAUUCUGAAGGCCAUGGUUUUGGUCAGCCGAGGAAUGUGAGGCUUUGGCUGGAGGAGGAAGAGAAGUGGUGGAGAAAGACGUUGCUGUAA
This is a messenger RNA of Fusarium poae, 681 nucleotides long. RefSeq lists its product as uncharacterized. Lineage: Eukaryota; Fungi; Ascomycota; Sordariomycetes; Hypocreales; Nectriaceae. The transcript has a single exon. The record is from RefSeq and is a predicted model, not a curated record. Gene Ontology annotation, biological process: proteolysis. The coding region runs from base 1 to 681 and encodes 226 amino acids. Gene Ontology annotation, molecular function: serine-type peptidase activity.